This is a messenger RNA of Cryptococcus deneoformans JEC21, 1218 nucleotides long. RefSeq names its product expressed protein. Gene Ontology annotation, cellular component: nucleus. The record is from RefSeq and is a predicted model, not a curated record. The transcript is spliced from 4 exons. The coding region runs from base 90 to 1166 and encodes 358 amino acids. Lineage: Eukaryota; Fungi; Basidiomycota; Tremellomycetes; Tremellales; Cryptococcaceae.
UUCAUUUCAAUCUUUCAAAAGCUGAGACUCUUCUUUUUUCUACUAUCGUCUAUCUUCUAUCGAACGCAGACAUAAUCGUAUCAAGGAAAAUGCUGCUCGCGAAUUAUGGCUCCGACUCUGGCUCAGACUCAGAGUCUGAAGCUCCUGUCGCUCCGCCACCCAAACCAGCCCCCAUAUCUGCUGCUUCUUCAUCUUCAAAAGUCCCACAGCCUAAGAAGAAGAAGCCGGUAAAGAUUACUUUGGAUUUACCCAAAGCAAGCGAUGGUUCCGAAGACGAAAAGAACGUCGGGAAUAAUGUUGAAAUGGGCGAAGAUGAAAGAGAAACGAAAAGGGCAAAGUUACCCAAAGGUGGAAAGGGUACAUCUUCUUUACUGGGCAUGCUCCCCCCUCCUAAGCGCAAGUUGCCUCAGUCAUCAACUUUGGCUACUAAGGGAACAGGUUUGACUGUAAAUAAAGCCAUGGCUCGACCACAACUACCUGCUCCACCGAGAGUUAUCGAUGAAGAUAGCGACGAUGAAGACAGUGUCCCUAAAGUGCGCGAUAUGUUACCUGCGUCCCUCGCUCGUAAACAGCAAAAGAUGGAAAGUAAGGAAGAGGUUAUUGACGUGUUCGGACUGAAAACGGCCUCAGCACCGCUGGCCAAACCGACGAUCGCCACUCCUUCACUCAAGCCGCCAUCCAUUUCCUCUGCGCCCGUCGCGCCUGACUUUGUCCCCCCCGAACCUACAGCCAACGACCCAUAUCCGGGGUAUUAUCAGCUCCCUUCCGGAGAAUGGCGGGCAUACGAUCCUGAUUACUAUCAUUCCUUCUUCCAUUCAUCUGCUCCAGUGUCGGACAAACAAGAUGCUGAUGAUGGACGGGUGGGCAGACAUUGGGAUGCUUUCGAGAAGGGGCAGUUCCAAGGCCAAGUGUUGGAUAUCGAUGCGAACAAGGAUUUGGCAGAGGCCCGAGCAGAAGAAGAAAGGAGAGCAUUGAUGAAGAAGCCGAAGCUUCCCGGGGAAGAGUUUGUCUAUCAGCCAAAGGGCCAAGUCAAGGGCCUUGCCUCCCAACGACACCAGCUUACGUCGCUGCUCAAUACGGCUUACUCUCAGCGGGAGGAGUUGGAAGAGAGAAUCGCAGCAAACAAGAAAGGCAUGCGUGCCGCAGGUACCAAAUAUGGAUUUUAACAUACUCAUUGAUACCAACACAACAAUGUAUGCAUUAUUUUUGUACAAUUCA